Molecule: messenger RNA, 2563 nt
Organism: Sinocyclocheilus grahami
Lineage: Eukaryota; Metazoa; Chordata; Actinopteri; Cypriniformes; Cyprinidae
Product: choline transporter-like protein 2
Exons: 22
Coding region: 105-2261 (718 amino acids)
Biological process (GO): transmembrane transport
Cellular component (GO): membrane
Molecular function (GO): transmembrane transporter activity
Source: RefSeq, a predicted model, not a curated record
UUCAGUUUCGUCUUUCAUGGCAUGCAUCAGUUUGUUGUGGGCUGAAAUGCUCAUGAUCACUGGAGUAUAGUUCUCCACAGUUGGUAAAUAAACGCUAAGCUGAAAUGGAUAUGGAAGAGAAGCCAAAAUACGGACAGCCCAAACAAUUUGACCCCGACUUCAAAGGGCCUAUCCAAAACAGAGGAUGCACAGACAUUAUUUGCUGUAUCUUCUUCAUCGUGGCCAUAGUGGGCUACGUUGCGGUGGGAAUACUGGCCUGGACUCACGGUGACCCGAGGAAGGUGAUCUACCCCACAGACAGCCUGGGACAGUACUGUGGCCAGGGAAAACUGGAGAAGCAGCCCUUGUUGUUCUACUUUAACAUGAUGAAGUGUGCCAGUCCCAUGGUCCUCCUCGAGUUUCAGUGUCCCACGCCUCAGGUGUGUGUAGAGAAAUGCCCUGAUCGCACGUUGACUCUGGUAACCGCCAUUGGAAACGCACAAGACUGGGAAUAUUACAAAAGCUAUUGCAGAGCAGACCCAGGGGCAAAGCCAGUGGUGGACAUUUUGCAAAAAAAACUCUGCCCUGCAUAUCUGAUUUCCAGCAAACCAUUUUUGCAGCGAUGUUUUCCUUCUAUAGGCAAAAAGGGUGAUGUCAUCACAGUGGGCGAUCAAGAAACAUUUAAUGAUGGAGACAAAAUGAGAGACGCUAAAGAUCUGGUGGCUGGAAUGAAGAAUGCAACAAUAGUCAUGGAGGGCCGUCAAGUUGCAAUGAAGAUCUUUGAGGAUUACACAAAGUCUUGGUACUGGAUACUAAUUUGUUUGUUGAUCGCUGUGGUGCUGAGUCUGAUCUUCAUCGUUCUUCUGCGUUAUCUGGCUGGAAUCAUGGUCUGGGUCAUGAUCUUCAUGGUCAUCGCUGUCGUUGCCGGUGGUAUUGCUCACUGCAGCAUAAAGUAUGUCAAUCUGAAGGACACGCCUGGUUCUAAUAUCACCCUACAGCAGCUGGGCUUCCAGCCCGAUUUCUCUGUGUACCUGCACAUCAGACAGUCCUGGCUGGCCUUCAUCAUCAUCUUGGCCAUUUUGGAGGUCAUCAUCAUCAUUCUCCUCAUCUUCCUCAGGAAACGAAUCCGGAUCGCUGUUGAGCUCAUGAAGGAGGCCAGCAGGGCUGUGGGUUAUGUGAUGUCUUCGCUGUUCUACCCUAUUUUUACCUUCCUCCUCCUGACCAUAGUCAUCGCGUACUGGGGCGUCACUGCAGUUUUCCUCUCUACAUCCAGUGAACCUGUUUAUAAGGUUUUCAACGAAACCGAUUGUCUACAUGCAAGACAAACCUGUGACCCUGAGAACUUCACUCUUUCUACUAUGAAGAGAGACUGUCCGCGGUCUGAGUGCCUGUUUGCUUUCUAUGGUGGGGAAACGCCAUAUCACAAAUACCUGGUCGUCCUUCAGUUCUACAACGUCUUCCUGUUCUUCUGGUGUGCCAACUUUGUCACUGCUCUGGGACAGAUGACUCUGGCAGGGGCAUUUGCAUCCUACUACUGGGCUCCUAAUAAACCCAAUGACAUGCCUGCAUACCCGCUGUGUGCCUCUCUGGGCAGAUCCCUCAGAUAUCACACAGGCUCUCUGGCAUUUGGUUCUCUCAUCCUCGCCAUCGUCCAGAUUAUCAGGGUUCUGCUGGAGUAUAUUGAUCACAAACUCAAGGGAGCAGAGAAUAAAUUUGCCAAGUUCUUGUUGUGCUGUUUGAAAUGCUGCUUCUGGUGCCUGGAGAAGUUCAUCAAGUUUCUGAACAGGAACGCCUACAUUAUGGUGGCCAUAUACGGUAAAAACUUCUGCCGAUCAGCACGUGAUGCCUUCUUCCUCCUCAUGAGAAACGUAAUCAGGGUGGUAGUCCUGGAUAAGGUCACCGAUUUCAUCUUAUUCCUUGGAAAACUCCUUAUUGUGGGGCUUGUGGGGAUCUUCGCUUUCUUCUUCUUCUCAGGACAUACGGAUGCAUUUAAGGGUGCCACACCCAGUCUCCAUUACUACUGGGUUCCUAUUUUGACUGUGUUGGUGGGCUCCUACCUCAUUGCACAUGGGUUUUUCAGCGUUUAUGCUAUGUGUGUGGACACACUCUUCCUCUGCUUCUGUGAAGACCUUGAGCGCAAUGACGGCUCUGCAGCGCGGCCGUAUCGCAUGACCACAGAGCUGUGCGACAUCCUGAUGAAGGACGCGGAUGCGGCUCGGACCCCUACUUCACGUGACGAGACGAUGCAGCUGACGGCUCCCGACAAAACAAUGGAAAACUAAUGCAAAUUUGUAAUUAUAUGUGGGAAAAUAAUCUCAUUUACUGAAUGGUCACAAGGUUCAAUCAUACCUGCGGUUCAUUGAGUUGUCAAUCAUUCAGUAAUUGUGUGUUAAGGGACUAAAUAGACUGUCAGGGUAAAUGAUCUUGAGAAUAACAUUAAAAAAGGAAUUCACAAGCUAUUUUCUUCAAUAAUGUGACGUUUAUCCAAGUGAAACAGGGUAUUAAAUCAUAAAAAGGUUACACUUUACGAUAAGGUUCCUAUUGUUAACUUACUUAACUACUUGGAUCACGUUAGCCAACAAUG